UGUGUUGCUUCUAUCAGCCAAUUCUGCGAUCAUCUAACAUGCAAAAACGGCGAGCCGGAGUUCAGCUCAUCAAAUACAAGUUGCGUUUGCCAUCACAAUCCUGCGGAUUAUCCGUAUCAUAUAUGCAAAUCGCUCUAUACUCGAAAUAGUCCUACCUAUACCGAGUCGUCGCAGGCGCUGCGAAAUUCUGGUAUGGACAAGGAGCGGAGGCAUAAGAAUUCGUUCUCAUUCCUUGGUCUGACCAUUCCAUCGUCAAUCGUCACGUACAUCAUCAUAGGUCUCCUUAUUGGGGGAAUUUUACUGACGGCGAUAAUUCUGGUGGUCGGAAACCGGAGGAGGCAAAAACGACGCGAGGAUAAUACUCGUCAAAGACAAACUGCUCACGAAGCCCUGCUGAUGCAGCGAGCCGAUGACGAUCGAUAUCUACCCUCUGUGUGUGGGUUUAUCCAUGUAGAAAAUAGUAUAGAACUUCCACAUUCUCUGCACAUAUUUUGACACUCGCAGGGCUGUACGGACUCGAAUCAAAUCUAGCUUUAGCCUGUCAACAAUAACAGAUUCAAGUGCUUUAUUGCUAGUCACUCCUACAUACUAGAUUGUCUUGAAUGUCUCGUCACAACAUGUACACGUCACUGCGCCGUUUGAUACGGGCUUCUAAGAUUUUACAUAAGUUGAUACUGAUAGGUUCUUACCUCCGUAUUUUAUUAGGGCGCAGUCAGGAUAGCGCAGCUAUAGAUUUGAAUCAAGUCUAUAGAACUUUUUUUGCUAGUAGUGCAUAGUAUCAACGUUUGUUAUUCUUUUCAUUAGCUUCCACUUCACCGCAAUAACAAUCAUCGGGUAAUGACCGAACUCCGUCAAUGUCCGCUAAAACGUUGGUCUCGGAUUCUAUACCAUAAUCAAAACUGUAUCCCUAACUUCAAAAUUUUGUUUCUACCUAGCUUAUCAGUCAUUGAUGGUUUCUCAAAAUCAUUGCGGAUUUUUCUUUAUACAAUUAGAUACACUUGUUCUGUAUAUUUCAUGAUGAUUAGUUACCGUAUAUCUCUCAUUCUUAUCAAGUUAUUGCUCCAAAAUCUCAUGAAAUUCGCAUAUAAUGAAGUUUCUAGAAGUA
Molecule: messenger RNA, 1105 nt
Organism: Cylicocyclus nassatus
Lineage: Eukaryota; Metazoa; Nematoda; Chromadorea; Rhabditida; Strongylidae
Source: the annotation of a GenBank genome assembly